Messenger RNA from Fraxinus pennsylvanica, 813 nucleotides. Lineage: Eukaryota; Viridiplantae; Streptophyta; Magnoliopsida; Lamiales; Oleaceae. The record is from the annotation of a GenBank genome assembly.
AUGCAACUGAAUCAUCUGCACCCAUUGAACAUCGAUCUGGACCAGAGUUGCUCUCAGCUCCCACCACCCAGUGUUCAAGCAUGGAGUCAAUUGACUGCAUCAGUUCCCGUUAAAGAGAAGUUAUCAGCAAUUGACAAAAUUUCUGAAAUAUCUGUUGGCCAACACGUUGUGGAAGUUCCCCUGUCAGGCGCUUCUCAAUCGCAGCAGAAGAGUGAUAUUCCCAAUAGUUAUCUGCCCUUUAAUCAACAUCUUCUGGACAUCCUGAAAGGAGAAGGAUCAGCAGAACAUGUGGGAAAUUCUGGUGGUACUUACUUCAAUCUUCAAGAAAGACACAGUUGUGGAAAUUACCAUUUUACGACAAAUUGCUGCCAAGAUAUCCAUUUCCUAGUGCGAAUUUGCCCCCAUUCAAUGCCCGACUUGUUCCCAAGCCUGUCACUGGGAUCAAGAUUUUCAAAUCUGAAUGGUGAACUUCCUGCACUGCCAUCAUUACGAAAUCUAAAAUAUCCACUAGAUGCACCAAAAUUUAAUCAGCAAGAACAGGAUAAUCAUAACGUUAUGUUGAGAACUGGAUAUGGAUUGAGCAGCCUGAACAAAAAGAAAUCAAAGACAGGUAUUUGGUCUGAAGAUGAACUUGAUAACUUGUGGAUUAGCAUUCAGAGGCAUGGAAGGAGUAAAUGGGAGGCAAUGCUACGAAAUCCAAGGUUAAAGUUUUCGAAGGCAAAAACUGUUGAAACUUUGUCAACAAAAUGGGAAGAAGAACAACUCAAAAUCUUUGAUGGGCUUGCACUUCCUGCUCCUGGGAUCUCUGAUUAA